UGGGAGUAUAUUCAAUUGUAUGUGUGUUUCAGAGAGCAUUUGGUGCUGAUUGUGCAGAUGCAAUGUGUGGGAGGUAGUAAUAAUGGAGCAGACACACACAUCUAUGGACCUGAUGAAAGGAUCGGACAGACUGGGAGAAUUGCAGAUGGAUGGUUCAGGUGAAGGGGAGAGAGAGCUUCGGAUGGAUAGAUCAGAGGGUGGACUGAAAGAUCUGAUCCUGAAGUGGUUUAUGGAGACUCAGGCUGCACUCAUUCUGUGUGAAGGAAACUUCCCCUCCUGGUUUCAGGGAUUUAUCUCUAGACAGGAUGCUGAGGACAUUCUGAGAGAUAAGACUCUGGGCUGUUUCCUGAUCCGACUCAGUGCCAAGGCCAUUGGCUACAUCCUCUCUUACCGAGGGAAAGACCGCUGUCGGCACUUUGUCAUUAACCAGAACAAGGAGGGCCUGCUUGUGGUCUCUGGUGACUUCACUGCCCACCGUAACCUCAUAGACUUGAUUGAGCACUUUAAAACCACACCCAUCCAACCAUUUGGAGAGUACCUUGCUUCAACCACCACUGAGACCUCUUCAGAUGAGCUGUAUGAUGUGGUUCAGAAUAAGUCCAGUAUGAGAUCUUGUGUGAGUGUUCAGGCUCUGUGUAGUCUGUGGGAUCAGCGUGGUGAUGUCAUAGAAGGAGUGGCACCGAACCUGCCCCCCAAAAGUAGCCGUAGACUCACCUCCUCCGCAUCUGUUGGCAGCCAUGCGCUCGUUCAGUGCCUACCUUCCACCGAAUGGACCAUUGCUCGCAGAGCUGAAAAAACUAGGUAG
Chanos chanos (milkfish) is the source of this 805-nucleotide messenger RNA. RefSeq names its product SH2 domain containing 7 (gene sh2d7). The coding region runs from base 83 to 805 and encodes 240 amino acids. Lineage: Eukaryota; Metazoa; Chordata; Actinopteri; Gonorynchiformes; Chanidae. Gene Ontology annotation, cellular component: cytoplasm. The transcript is spliced from 5 exons. The record is from RefSeq and is a predicted model, not a curated record.